AUGGUGUGUAAUAGCGGAAGGUUGACAACAAGGGAUUGUGAAGGAAAUGGAGAUAAUACUGCUACUACUGUUCCAUUAUACAAUGAAGCUGACAGAUGUCCAAUAUGUCUUAACUGCCUGUUAGAGAAGGAAGUUGGUUUUCCUGAAAAUUGUAAUCAUAUCUUCUGCAUGACCUGUAUUCUUAAAUGGGCAGAGACAUUGGCUUCAUGUCCUAUUGAUCGAAAACCUUUUCAGACAGUGUUUAAAUUCAGCGUGUUAGGAGGCUGUAUUAAGGUUCAAGUAAAAAGACACUCAGAAAAAACAAAAGACAAGAAAAAUGAAAGCUUUUUCAAGAAACAACUCUCCUGUCAUGAAAAUCCUAAAAACUGCUUAAGAAAAAAAGCUACCAUAAGAGAAGAUCUAUUAAGUGCACAAUUUUUUGACUUGAAGAUUAUACAUAGGAACUCUUCUUACAGUGAAACAGGAGAAAAGAAAAAUGCAACAAUGAAGAUUAAUAAGCCUCGAAGAUCAAACUGUACAAAUCAGUACUUCAGAAACUUUUUCUCCAAUAUAUUUUCUUCUAGUAGUCACACUGGAGGAUCUACUUAUACCCAUAGAGCAUACUGUACAGAAUUUAUAGACGUGAAUGAAAUGAGUGCAGUGAUUAGGCAGAAAAGACAGGAACUGGACUUUGCAUGGUUUCGUGAUACGUUACCUGGAAUUGAAAGAAAUGGUUUUGUUCCCAGGAAUAUUGAAACCGAAGUCCUUCCUCUCAUUUCUUCUGUGUUCCCAAGAACUAUUUUUCCAACAAGUACCAUAUCUUUAGAAAAUUCUGGUACUUCUUGCAAGGGAUAUGCAUUAGCACAUACUCAAGAGGGAGAGGAGAAGAAGCAAACUUCUGGCACCUCAAAUACCAGAGGAUCAAGACGAAAACCUGCGACAACAACUCCUACAAGGAGAUCUACACGUAAUAUGAGAACUGAAACAGUCAGUCAGUCUCAGAAGUCCCCAGUAUCAAAUAAUUCUGGAUGUGAUGCCCCAGAUGGCAGUAAUCCAUCUGUAAGUGUUUCUUCUACAGCUGAGUCAGAAAAGCAAACAAGACAGGCUCCAAAACGGAAAUCUAUGAGAAGAGGACGAAAACCACCUUUACUGAAAAAGAAAUUACGGAGCUCGGUACCUCGUCCUGAAAAAUCAUCUUCGAGUGAUUCAGUAGAUGAAGAAACAGCAGAAUCUGAUGCACCACCGGUGUUAGAGAAAGAGCACCAGUCAGAUAUAGAAAGUAGUAACACUUUUACUGUGCAGACAGAUGAAGAAAACAAGUCUGCUAAUAGCUUGAGAAGUUGCAGUGAGCAUAUAGAUACAAGUGUGGAACACAUUGAGAACCAUGACACAGAGGAAACUGUGAAGGCUUCAUCUUCUGAGUCUCAUACCCAAGAUCCUCCUGUGCUAAUUGGAGAGGAGGAAGAAAUACAAAAAGUUGAGAAUACAGAUAUAGAGGCUAAUGUUUUGUGUGUUGAAAGUGACAUUUCUAAAACUAUUUCUGAGAAAGAAGAUGAUUCGUUAGCAAAUCAAGACCAAAUAUCAAAGCUUUUAGAACCAGAGGUUAAAACAGAAGAUGACACAGACCAUCUUCCAGAUGAUCUUCAGUGUCUGGGAUCUGAAACUGAAAUACAUCAACCUGUGUCUAGCCCUGUAGCUGAGUUACUUGAGAACACAGAGUCAGUGGCCAAUGAAAAUGAUAAAACAGUAGAGAGAUCCACAGUAGAAAUUGAUCAUGAAGAUUCUACAGUACAAAUAGAACAGAAUUUAGAGAGUCCCAAGUUAGAGUCUUCUGAGGGUGAAAAGAUACCAGCAGUGGACAAAGAACUCAUUGAAAGCACAGAGGUUCAGUUGCUUCAACAUGAUGGACCUGAAGAUGCAGAAAUAGUUGUAAAGUGUGAUAGUUCAGGGUCUGAAAUUUUAAAUAGUACUCAAGACUCUGAAAAUAAUUUAAUAAAAAAUGAUCCUGACAAUACAAAAUUAGAGAAAUGUUUAGAAGAAAAGACUGACUGUCUAGAUGAACACCUCAUACCUACAGAUUUGCCUAAUACACAGCCUGAAGAGAUUCAGAAGCAUUUUGGUGAGGACAAUAAUGAAAUGAUACCUAUGGAGUGUGAUUCGUUUUGUAGUGACCAGAAUGAAUCUGAAAUUGAACCUUCUGUUAAUACUGAUUCAAAGAAAUCAAAUGAAAAUUCUGUAGAGCAGAGUUCUGAAAAUAAUAUACUACCUUCUGAUCCUGCAGAUGAAAAGGUUGAAACUGUAUCUCAACCAUCUGAAAGCUCAGUAGAAACAAUGGAUAAAGCCAAAAAGCCUCGUACUCGAAGAUCUAGAUUUCAUUCCCCGUCUACAACUUGGUCUCCCAACAGAGACACUGCACGAGAAAAAAAACGGUCUCAGUCUCCAUCUCCAAAGAAAGAAACUGCAAAAGAAAGCAGGAAGUCUCGAUCACCAUCUCCUAGGAAGGAACCUGCACGUGGACGAAGGAAAUCUCGAUCUCAGUCACCUAAAAAGGAUAUUGCAAGAGAAAGGAGGCCAUCUCAGUCUCCAAAAAGAGACAGUACUAGGGAGGGCAAAAGAUCCGAAUCACUCUCCCCAAAAAGAGACACGUCAAGAGAGAACAGAAGAUCUCAGUCAAGAGUGAAAGAUUCCUCUCCAAGAGAAAACUCCAGGUCCCGAAGUAGAGAAAGAGAAAGUGAUAGAGAUGGACAGAGGAGAGAUCGAGAAGGGAGAACCAGAAGGUGGGCUAGGUCCAGAUCUCGUUCUAGGUCACCUUCAAGAUCUAGAACAAAAAGCAAGAAUUCAUCAUUUGGUAGAAAUGAAAGAGACAGUUAUUCUCCUCGGUGGAAGGAAAGAUGGACAAAUGAUACUUGGAGGUGUCCACGAGGAAAUGAUCGGUAUAGAAAGAGUGACCCAGAGAAACAGAAUGAAAAUACCAGGAAAGAGAAAAAUGGCACCAAUCCUGAUGCUGAUGAUCUGAAUUCUGACAAACGCAGAAAUGACUGUCCCAGUUGGGUAACAGAAAAAAUUAACUCAGGGCCUGAUCCAAGGACCAGAAAUCCAGAAAAGUUAAAAGACACUCACUGGGAAGAAACUAGAAAUGAAAAUACAGGGAAUUCUUGGAAUAAACACUUUGGUUCAGGCUGGAUGUCUGCCCGUGGGAGAGGUAACCGUGGCAGAGGCACUUACCGAGGAGGUUUUGCCUACACAGAUCAGAAUGAAAACCGGUGGCAAAACCGAAAACCCCUGUCAGGAAAUUCAAAUAGUUCAGGGAACGAUUCCUUUAAAUUUGUGGAACAGCAGCCCUAUAAGCGAAAAAAUGAGCAAGAGUUCUCAUUUGAUUCGCCAGCAGAUAGAUCAGGGUGGACAUCUGCAUCUAGUUGGGCUGUGAGAAAGACUCUCCCAGCAGAUGUACAGAACUAUUACUCACGAAGAGGCAGGACUUCUUCAGGUCCACAGUCUGGAUGGACGAGACAAGAAGAAGAAACAGCUGACCAGGAUUCGAACCUAAAAGACCAAACCAACCAACAAGGGGAUAGUUCUCAGCUACCUAUAAAUAUGAUGCAACCACAGGUGAAUGUAAUGCAGCAACAGAUGAAUGCACACCAGCCCAUGACUAUCUUCCCAUAUCCAGUGGGCGUUCACGCUCCUUUGAUGAACAUCCAACGCAACCCAUAUAAUGUGCAUCCUCAGCUGCCCUUGCAUCUCCAUACAGGAAUGCCUAUUAUGCAGGUAGCUGCUCCUACCAGUGGAUCUCAGGGACUGCCACCACCACCUCCCCCUCCCCCACCAUCCCAACAAGUCAACUACAUUGCUGCACAGCCAGAUGGAAAGCAAUUACAGGGUAUUCCUAGUGCUUCUCAUGUAAGUAAUAACAUGAGUGCGCCUGUCUUGCCUGCUCCGACAGCAGCCCCAGGAAACAUGGGAACAAUUCAGGGACCAAGUUCUGGUAAUACUUCGUCAUCAAGUCACAGCAAAGCCUCUAAUGCUGCUGUAAAAUUGGCAGAAAGCAAAGUAAGUGUUACAGUGGAAGCCAGCGCAGAUAGCUCGAAGACAGACAAGAAAUUGCAAAUUCAAGAAAAAGCAGCCCAGGAAGUAAAAUUAGCCAUUAAACCAUUCUACCAAAAUAAAGAUAUUACCAAGGAAGAAUAUAAAGAGAUUGUACGAAAAGCAGUAGAUAAAGUUUGUCAUAGUAAGAGUGGAGAAGUAAAUUCUACUAAAGUAGCAAAUUUGGUAAAAGCCUAUGUAGACAAAUACAAAUACUCACGUAAGGGGAACCAAAAGAAAACCCUGGAGGAGCCUGUGUCUGCUGAGAAACACAUAGGCUGA
Messenger RNA from Chrysochloris asiatica (Cape golden mole), 4344 nucleotides. RefSeq names its product SR-related CTD-associated factor 11 (gene SCAF11). The record is from RefSeq and is a predicted model, not a curated record. Bases 1 to 4344 code for a protein of 1447 amino acids. The transcript is spliced from 14 exons. Gene Ontology annotation, biological process: spliceosomal complex assembly. Gene Ontology annotation, molecular function: RNA binding. NCBI's taxonomy places the organism in Eukaryota, Metazoa, Chordata, Mammalia, Afrosoricida, Chrysochloridae.